AUGUCAGAUGGAAUAUUUCAGUUCCAAAUGCAUGUCGUGUUCUGUGUAUAAAUAAAGGAAAUUGGAUUGAAGCAGGAAAAAACACACCUGCAGAUAAUUAACAAUCAGUUGAAGUUUGUCUGCUGCACCACUGUGAAAACAUAUUUCACCAAAAAGACUUAAGCGACUUAUAACCAGAGCUGACCACUUCAGGUCCACAUCUGCACUCAGUGUGGUUGUGAUAGCACUGAUCUGUGUGUGAGACCUGAUUCUUCUCCAACAAACAAGAUGCAGAACAGGACUGAGAAGCUUAGAGCUCAGCUGAGGAAGAGCACCACCUACCUGGCCAAGAUCGCUGUUGUCCUCCAAGGUGUUCCAGACAAGAUGCUCACUUUUCCUCAGUUGAUGGACAAGCUGGGACCAUUUAUUUGUGAAGACAGAAGCUCUGUUGAGAACAACAUAAGAGUCUGUUUAUCAACCAAUAAAUGUUUUGUCAAGAUUCCAGUGGUUCCUGAUUCACUGGACAGCAAGAGAAACUACUGGAAACUGGACUUCAGUCAGAUCACAGCAAAGAUGGUGCGUCGUCACUUCAAAGGAAUCCUGGAGUUCUUCCCUGAGUUGACCUCCGAAGUGGAAACGGAGAAGAUGAGUAGACCAUCGGAGGCCUGCUCAGCUCUCCACUCUCCUGAACCUGCAGCCUGCAGAGCUGUUCAGAUCAGAUGUGAGGUGAAGUUCAGCAGCCCGUUCUCCAUCGAAUCCCUCCUGAAGAGAGACAAUCCCUCUGCUUCAGCCUCCAAAGCUUCCCCUCUGUCCAGUGUGCCGGUCAAAGUGAAGCAGCAGCAGCCUCGACCCACACACACACGAGUCGGGACAAAGAGGAGCUUCAGCUGGGACUCCGAGGAGCCUCUCCUCCUUCAAGGUUCAGCUGGAAAUUCCCCCAUCUGCUCAACAGGAGGCAGCACACACCAUGGACUCACUGCUGACAGAGCUGCUAAGCUCAUCAAGAGCAUGCAUGUGUGUACUAAGCGCUCAUUCCCUGUCUACACAAGAGUCAGUGCUGCUCCAUAUUUCACCAGCCCACACAGCAGUUACAUCACUUACUCUGUACCCACAUUUGCCCAUGAUGCUCAUCAUUUUCGUUUGUAAAAAUGUUUUUUAAUACUUACAAAUUGCACUUUUAUAUGUUUUAUGUUGUGAUUUUUCUUUAAGAUCAGAUGUAAUGCUUUCAAAUCACACAAGGCUCAUGAAUGGUCUUAUUUUGUCAUCAUUGUAACUUUUAGCUUUUAGGAAAAUUGAGGUUAAAAGUAAGCGUGAAUAUUUCCUGAAGUUCUGCUUGAUGGACCCUCAGUGAGAUAAAUGACAUUACUUUCAUGCACUAAUCUCAUGGAUUACUGAGCUGAGAGAGCAUGUAAACAAAUGUUUAUGGACUGCUCUUUUUGUAAUAUGGCGAUUUUAUUCAUUUUUGUUUUUUACAGAAAGUUUUGUAGCAUUGUCAGCACUCUGACAACAAUUAAGAGAGUGACAUGGUAUUUCAAAGUUUGGCUUGGAAUGAUUAAAAGUAUUACUUUGUCCAGCA
Messenger RNA from Thunnus maccoyii (southern bluefin tuna), 1555 nucleotides. RefSeq lists its product as uncharacterized. NCBI's taxonomy places the organism in Eukaryota, Metazoa, Chordata, Actinopteri, Scombriformes, Scombridae. The record is from RefSeq and is a predicted model, not a curated record. Gene Ontology annotation, biological process: regulation of DNA-templated transcription. The transcript has 4 exons. The coding region runs from base 268 to 1125 and encodes 285 amino acids. Gene Ontology annotation, molecular function: DNA-binding transcription factor activity; sequence-specific DNA binding.